AUGCGCACUCUUACUCGAAACGCCUCCAGUAUCAUGCUUCACUCGCCCUCUGAUACACUCUACGCAUCCGCUUCGCAAUCGAUUCUGAGUGUCACCGGCCGUCGAAUCUUUGGAUGAAGGUGCAAGGGUCGGGUAUCGAAUUCGAGAUGCGAGACUGCAAACUUAUGCGGGCAGCUGCUCUGCUCUGCUCUGCUCCCGGUGUGGCUCACGCAAGCCAUUGGUCACGAAUGAUGCGCAAGCAGACGCCAUUUGGCCGGGUGGAUGUAACGGAGGUGGAGGAUGUGGAGCCGACAGAUAUAUCGAAAGCCGUUUGGGGGUGGAAUCAGCUCAACCUGGCUUGCUCCCGUUCAAUCACAACAAAGUGAUUCGGCAUUCAUUGGUCCAAAUCAUCCCUGAUCCUCACGCAUAUCAAAAGCGGGCAACCGAAUCCUAAGAGUCACGAGUGCAAAAGGGGCGUGCAGCUGAAUUGAAAUUGCCUUUGAAAGGGUGAGUCAUACUCGUGGCUGGAUGGCAAAAUGCCGUGCAAAGCUUUGAUCUUGAUCGAGUCACGGUCCAUUGGCGGCCCAUGCAAUCACAUUGAAGGAUGUGCAAAAGCUGUGUAAAAGCUGCGUUGGGAGCGCUGCUUAGUUGAGUGCACUUCGUCGCGCUACCAUGAACGCUUGCGCUCGACCUUCACCACUUGACACCCAAUCAAAUGUUACGGGAGUCGUGUGACCCGAAAGCAUUUGUCG
Messenger RNA from Ceraceosorus bombacis, 731 nucleotides. Lineage: Eukaryota; Fungi; Basidiomycota; Exobasidiomycetes; Ceraceosorales; Ceraceosoraceae. The record is from the annotation of a GenBank genome assembly.